AUGAAGUUUGCUAGCUAUGGUUCAUUGGCUCUAUGCACCGUGUUGACCGAGGCCGCCAGCACCAUCCCGGCAACGUGGAACCUUGCAAGUACAGUAGUUUCAAGUGUUCUUGCAACCAAAUUUGGCACUCCUGGUAAUGGCCUGAUUGUUUCCGCCGGCCUCGGUACCAUUCACAUAAUCGAGACGAUCGAAGACUGCUUGCCUGCCGGAGAAAGCGGCAACAAGGAGGAUAGCCUGACUUGUGCCAAGUCUGCCGUCUCCGCCGCCGUCCUCUUUGGCAUGGCCUACAAUAAUUACAGGCAAGUGGGCUAUUGGACAAAGCGUGAGGAGCUCGGUGGUCACUUCGCGCACAUCGACAACUACUUCAGCCAGAUGGGUGAUGACAUCUUUGUCUCGGACGUCCACUACCAAGGCAUCCCACUCAACGUCACGCACUUGCCCCAGACCCUACGCAAGCGCAGCGACAAUGUUGACUCAGAAGUCGUCCGCGCCCUGCAUAACUCCAGCAUGCCCCUGAGCUUCAUCUACCAGAAUAAGCGCGAAAACCAUGUGCCCCUCCUUGUGGCCACCAACGGCACCCAUUAUCACAUCGGACAUCUAGCUCCUGCCAGCAGUGAGGACAACAGCUCAAUUCACCAACGCCGCGGAGCUAUCGACACAGCUUUCACCCAUGUUGGUAGCGGCGGCAUCAAGGUGCAGUGCAAUUCUAAGGGCCCUGUGAUGACGGAGCAGCAGGCGCAGGUGUUCCUGGAUUCACCCAUGUCGGGUACGAGCGCAAGCUCCUCGGCAAUGAGCGUCUUUCUCAACGUCGUGAACUAUGCCACCUUUGCGGGCUUUUCCUUCAAUGAGUGGGUCAAUGGGGAUCUGAGUGGGCAGUGGGCCAUGGAGGCAGAGAGCAAUGGGUUCGGUACCAACUGGGAGACGAACUGGAACUGGUGUUUUGGAGUGGAGCAGGCUAGCUGUGAUAAAGAGCUUUGA
Messenger RNA from Aspergillus eucalypticola CBS 122712, 978 nucleotides. RefSeq lists its product as uncharacterized. The record is from RefSeq and is a predicted model, not a curated record. The transcript has a single exon. The coding region runs from base 1 to 978 and encodes 325 amino acids. NCBI's taxonomy places the organism in Eukaryota, Fungi, Ascomycota, Eurotiomycetes, Eurotiales, Aspergillaceae.